CUCCGUGCAGCCAUUUGUCGAAAAAAAGUUCUAACCUGAAAAAGAAAAUGGUCGCAUAUCAGUUGGGGGUGUCGCCGUGAAGACAAUAACAAAGCAUUUUUCUUAUAUUGUCAGUGUGUACGUGUUUGUGGUAUGUAACUUAAUAGGAGAUUUUUCUUAGUAAAAACACGAAACGACGAAGAAACCGACGAUUUUGAGAAAAUCUCAACUUUUAAGCGUCGUCAGUGAAUUGGAGGAUGAUCUAAAAAAAUAAGUUUUAAAACAAUACAACUGGAUCCCUGGAAAACAUUUAAUAACAAUGUCUUCAAUAAAUAGUGUGGAAUCAUUUGGGACAUUACAAUGGGACAUGAUUGAACUUGCAGGGCAUCUCAGACAGGAACGUUUAUUUGUCAGUUCGGAACAGCAGAAUUUGCAAACGCUUAAUGAGAAGGUUAUAUAUAUGUCAUCUGAUCUGGCUCAACAAGCAUGGGUAACGGCUCAGCAGAGAGUUAAUCUAAAUCAGCUGAUAGUAUCAAGGCCAGACUGUACUCCAGCUUCUUGCUGCCAGAGAGCCAAUACUUUGGAGAAUUCUCAAUUCGUUGACGGAUAUAAACAUCUACGUUAUCAAGUAUGCUUGGCAUACGGGGAGUUCCUGGACGCAUUACGAAAGUCGCCAAAACUUGUAGCAUCUUGUCUCGUGGAAGGUGAUAAGGUCGCACCGGAGAUGAUGCAGUGCAUAAUCCAGUCUCUGGCAGCUGGUUUAUUUGGCAGUUGUUUAUUACCAGAAGACAAGAUUUUAGUAUUAAAAUUACUAAGACAUCUCAUAUUUCUUCAAGUUGUCCCAUCAGAUAAUCCGAGGAGAUUACUACGUCAAGGAACCUGUGCGUUCUCUAGAUUCUACUCUGUUUUUCAUGAGGGCCUUUUUUCGGCAAAGUUGUUUUUAACCGCUGCACUGCACAGCCCCAUAAUGCAGUUACUUAUGGAAGAUGAGAUGUUUCUCGAUAUAGAUCCGGACAAGGCACCAAUAAGAUUUCCACCUGCAGAAAGGUUAAAGAAAUUUGGCAAGGAAGGUACAACGGAAUACCAAACAAAGUUACAACGUUAUAGACUUUGGACGAUUAAUUCUUUGGUACGAAUUAGUCAGAGAUUCAUCGUGAGCAUUCGCGAGAAUAUGCACUGCUUCCCCACAAGCGUGUGCUGGCUCGUCAGACAGAUGGCUGGUCUUCUGGGAAAAAAUGGCAAUGUUGAUCCCAGAGAAGUACAUGCAAUGUGUACCGAUCUUGUCUUCACCUAUUUCAUAUGUCCAGCUAUAGUCAAUCCAGAACCUUAUGGCAUCACUGACGCACCCAUUAGCUACGUUGCAAGAUUUAAUCUCAUACAAGUCGGUCAAAUCUUGCAGAUGCUAUCGUUGAUUAAAUAUCAAGCUAUCGACGCCAAAGUAAUGGACCUUUACAGGCGGUUCGAGAAAGAUUCUGUCUCGUCCAUGCUGGACGCUAUGCUAGAAGGGGCCACUGAUGAACUUGAGGAUGAACCUGCUGUCAUAGAUAAUAGCAAGCUUCAAGGACUUUCUAGAUCUGCCGCACUCUUCACUGAGAACGAACUCAAUACUGUAAUUACAUUUUUACAAAGUGUCGCUAACGAUAAUGCCGCUGAUGAGAUUCAAUCUGGUAGUGCUGUCAAUCGAAAACAAUUGAGCGAGAUGCUCUCGCAAUUACCUUCGGAUUUAUUAGCUACACAUAAGACUGGCAGUAACAUUUCACCAGAGACUCCAAACAAGAGAGGUGGCCUUCUUGGCAAAGUUGGCCGCGGAAGAGAUACACGGAUAUCGUCAUCACUUUCGUCCAAUGCUAUGGCCGACGGAGUUUCUGACGAGAUUAAUGGUGUUUCUGGUCCAGAGGAUGACCUAAUUGAUUCCAAACUUCCUCAAGAUGUUCUUGUUAUACCUUUCGGUCCUACAUCCAGUGAAACUGUUGGCUUACUAAGCGAGCAAAAGGUUCUUUGUAUGGAAAUACAAGAUGACAUCGACAGUGGACCUGUGACUUUGAAUCUCCCUGAUGAUAUGCCUAAUGGACACAAUCGCAGAGAAGGUACCAAUAGCGUGGAGCGCAUCGAAACUCAAGAAAAAAGAACACGAUUUUCUUUAUCACACGAUGAAGUCUUAUUUGAAGGGUCCAUCGGUAAUACUUCGGAUAAUUUGGAAGCAGUGUCGGAAGCUGCCUCAAAUCAUAGUGUGGCAUCCUCGCUGGAGUUGGAGACCGAAGAUCAGAAUGACAACCUGUCCGAUAUGGUAUCAGCCAACGUGUCCGGCCGUGGAACUCCGAAUAUUUCGGGUCGCGACACACCAUCUUCGCAGAUUACGGAGGGCGACGAUGGUCGUGCGACAGGUGAAGCGAGGCAGCUGGAUUUGCCUCCGCCAACGAUGCCAACAAAACAAAGUCGCUCAGAAAUCGAUGAUAAAUUUUGCAAAUUUGAAAUUAAAAAACUUAUUGAAGGAUACUUUUUAGGGGACGAAACCAUUUCUUUGGUAUCCGAUACCUGGUCUACAGAUGUUUUGGCCUCAGACAGCGAAACUCUCGAGCAGCAAGAGCGAUUCCCGUUCGCUCCACCAUCUGAACAAUCACAACCUGUUUUGCCGACGGAGCAUACACAAGCUAUACUCGACGUCAGUGAGACUGCAUCCGAAGCCUGGAGUACAGAUGUACUUGCUAGUGACUCAGAAAGAAUGACAGAAGUUGAUACCGAUGACACAGCCAGUGUUGCUAGAUCCGAUGAUACAGCAAGAUCAGAAGUCGAAAUUGAAGGUCGUGGUGAACCCGAAGGCGGAGAAGAAACGCCACCACCUAUGUCUUCACGAAUACGAGCAGAAGGUUCCGCAUCGUUAUUCCGCCCUAUUCGAGAAGAACCUAUUGGUCGACCUACACUCACAAUCCCAACCUCACCAACGGCCUCUCUGUCACCCUCAGGAUGGCACAUAACUGGGCGUAAUGGAUCUAAAUUAGACUCUCGACGUAGCGCCAUAGAGUACGUCGACAACAAUGCCAACAAUGUCAAUAACAUGGAUUACGGGAAGCCAUUAGGGGAAAACAGACUAGUUCAUCUUAUUGAUAAACUGCAGAUCGACAACGGGCGAAGUACAAAUGAGCGGCAAGGCGCGAGUAAUAAUCAUAUUGGUGCAGCUGCAGUAGCUCCAGCUCUUCUUUUGGCGAAUCAUAUCUCCGCACCUGUAUUGCCAAAUGAGAAAUUACCAAAUGGUGACGUUAAAACAGAGGAACAGGAAGGUGGCAUACCCACUAGUAGUAAUGUAGUGGUGAGAUUGAGCACAGCCAGUUUGACAUCCAGUAGCAGUUCUGGGUCAGAAUCAAGAGCAAAGAAUACUAUUGCUUCAGACUUAUGCUUAAAUCAGCCUAUAUCAAACGGAAAUGGCGAUAUGACGGAUGGUGUUAGCUCUAUAACAUCAAAACCUACUACUUCUACCGGCGCUAUUCCGAAGAGUAUAAGUUUCGAUAUGACGGCCGAACGCGGUGAUAAGGAACUUCUCGACGAUGAUCAGAAGAACAAGCGAGGUUUUUUCGUUAAACUUAAAAUGACCUUAAGGAACCGUCGAGGUAAAUCGGUACGUGGGGCUGAUGAUCUCAGCAGAUGCUACGACCGUGAAGCUGGUGGCGAUGGGCUCGACGUUAGUAGACAUAGGCUGCGUAGAAUCAUGUCGGAAGAUACGACCUCUACAGGAAGCAUAAACAGUGACAGUACCGACGAUAUACUAGCAAAGUACAGACGGAAACCAAGUGCAACAAGCGAUACUGCUUCCGUGGAAAGCAGUCAGUCGCGAACAAAAGAAGCUGAAGACGAAAGGCUUUUGAUAGAUCCAAAUAACGUAGAACUUUCAUUCGCCUUCGCUGAUGCUAAACGAAAACUGCGAAUGGUGCUAAGCACUGCAGAUCUUCAACACAUUCCAUGUAGCACGGCUUCGGAGAGAAAUACGUGGAUGCAAAAGGAAAAUGAAUUAGUAACCUUUUUGCAACUACAACUUGCUGAAGCUAUCAAUUUACAAGAUAGAGCAUUGAUAGCACAUCUUCAUGAGACGUUAAGAUGUGUUAGAUUGUUUAAUGAUGAUGGGUGUAGAAAACUCUUCAAGUCCCUUCGAGAUGAUUAUCAAAAAAGAUCCCCCUACAUAGCUUAUUUAAUAAGAUGUCGACAGGGUUUGCUGUCGACUCUGGCACACUUGGAUCGUUUGGGAGAAAGGGUCAAGUGUGAUCGUGAUGCAGUAAAUAGCCACCUCGUAUCUGUAUGCGUAAGGGUCUUUCUAGAAAAAAGAGAAACUUCUAUUUUACGCUUCUGUGAUGAAUUUAAAGAACUUAAACUGGCCGAUGAGAAGCAGGAUUCAGUGGAUAAUUUUCUUGGAAAAAUUAACACCGAAAUGGAAAAUGACCCUAUUUGGCAAGUGGCAAGUGAGAAUCAGUUGGCACUCGCGAGGUCCGUGGUGGAGAGGACUGUGAUGGCUCGAGUGUAUCACAAUGCAUUAUAUCCAAAUGGAGAUGGCGAUGUUUAUAGAGAUCAACUUCUUCAUGAUCAUAUAAAAAAACUUGCCAAAGUCGUCACCCCGAAUCAUAAGGAUUUACGCAUUCCAAAAAUUUACCAUUAUGAGUGUCCGUGGCCUUGGGCCCAAGCCGAAUUAGCGGUGAUAUCAGCGUACAAAACACCGCGUGAUAAGCUACAAUGUGUAUUUCGCUGUGCAACUACGAUCAUGAAUUUAUUGUCGAUGGCAUCCGAGAGAGGAAUACCUGCAGCCGACGACCUAAUACCGGUUCUCGUCUACGUUAUCAUAAAAACAAAUCCGCCGUCUCUUCUGUCAACUGUACAAUAUGUAGACAGUUUUUACGGGAAUAGAUUGGAAGGCGAGGAACAGUAUUGGUGGACGCAAUUCUGUUCUGCCAUUGAAUUUAUCAAGACAAUGGACUAGUUAACAUCGUGGGAUCGAAAAAAUGAGUCAUUCGAUUUGUCCGAUAAUUGCUAACGACGAAUAUACUUGAACGGAAAUAAUAGCUAUUAGGGUCCGCGAGGACUAUUCCAUACGAGGAUAUGCUAGUCUCCCUCGUUCAUUUUUUAUUUUUUGUGUAAAAUUAUAUGAAUGAUUAUAUAAAGCACAACUGAGAACAAUAGAACCUUUUUAUAACACCAAAACUUCCAGUUGCAUCGCAAUUGCUUUCAAUCAAAUCAUCUCUUGGACCAUUUAACUUUCCAUUUUGCCAAGCGAGAACCGUUGGUAUGAAUUUUCUCAUUUCAACAAGUCCACCUAAAUGAAAAGUGAAUGAGUGUAUAUAUGGUGCAUUUCUAACAAACUGUAUGAGCCUAUUGAAUUAUUAAGUACAUAUGAACAGCCGAUUACACGUCAGGAGAUAUCUUGUCAUUACACAAAACCGUAUUUAUAAUUUGAAACAAGCGUCGUGUUAUAAAUAAUCAGCAGCAUCGUUUUAUCUUUAAAUUGUUGCCAGAAAUCGUUACAACAUAUUACCAACGCUAUAUUACUCUUAUUAUAUUCACUUUCGGGAUAAGUGUAUUCGCUUGAUUAGCAUAUACUUUUUAAUUGUUAGUAACAUGGGAAGACAUACAGUUUUAUGGAAAACUUAGGUAAUUCAUACGAUCCCAUUUGUGCCUCUGCACGUAAUCCGAAGUAAAAGUGACAAAUUAGAGAAAGUACUCCAUAAAAUAAUUAACGGUAAACCUUUGAGUAGCAAUGAUAUAAACCGCUUAUAUAUUUUGAAAAUGUACGAUAUAUUGAUUAUACAAGGUCAAUUCAUUUACAUUCGCAUAUAAUCAAUUAAAAAAGAAAAGUAAAAAUAAUCGAAUAACGUACAUUACAUUUAUUGAUUUUCGUGCAUGAUGAACAAGCUUGUUAUUUAUAAUUCUUUUUUUAUAUAAAUGGCACUAGCUGGGAUCCGCUAUUUAAAAUUCAAUAGAUGGGUUUAAUUUGAAAUUUAUUAAUUGUUUAAAGGAAAUUCAAGUGUGAAUGGAAAAGUGAUACCGAAUUCCAUCGAUUAAUAUUUAUAAAUAUUUCGUUAAUGCAGUCGUAAUUUAUAGUCUGUCGUAUAAAAAAAUUGGCAUAUAUUUUACGACGGAGAUCCUAAGAGUUAUAAAGUUAUAGAAAGUCGUAAGAAAUGAGGUUAAAAGUAAACAUUUAAAGCAUAAUAUUACUUGGGGAUAUUACAAAAUUUUAGCAAGCACGUAUAUGCUUUGUAAUUAUGCUUCUGUUAAGAAACCAAGAUAUUUUAUAAAUUAUUCAGUAGUUAUUGCUCUUUACGUGGAUUAAAAUAGUAAAAAGAGCGUAAGAACAGAAAAAUACUCGCUGUAUGUACACGGGGUGACAUAAUCACCUCAGUUCAUCUACAUAGGCUAGGUGAAGAUAUGUCCCGCGCCGUAGGUUUAUUCGCGUAUGCGCGUAUAGUUAAUAUACAGUCUCAGAAUAUUUUGCAAUAUAUAUAUAUAUAUUUUUGUAGUCUGAAGAAAAUAGCUAUAUCUUCAUAAUAUCAUGUGGCACGUGAAUGCACUGUAAUGCACAGGUUAAAUCAACAUUGCACAAAAUAUUGCCGAAUAAUACGGAUGAAAGGGAAAAAGUAUUGUGAGAGAAAUUUUCGGCUCACUUGGCUGUGCUUCGCAGAAUAAAAAUAUGUGUUUAUUUUAUUUUAGCGAUAAAUAGUUUUUUCUCUAUCGCAGAAAGUUACAGACUAAUAUAAUGGAAUUAUUUAUAAAAUGAUUGAUUAAUGUGUGUAUUGUAUGUGUGAGAAGCCAUAAAACUCUCGCUGACAAAUCUUAUCCUGUACAUCUGUUUAUUGUAAUUUCCUAUAUUUACUGAUAAUAGUAGACGAUACGCUCAUAUGUCGCGAGACUUCAGUGAGCAAUUAAUCAUAACGAUAACUUAACAAUAUACAAUAUUUUAUUAUAUUAUUUCUUCUUCUUAAGAAGGUGCGGCGUGUACUUCUAUGCUUUGCGCGUUCCAUUUGGAUCUAAGGACAAAAAAUACAAAUUGAAGAGAUAAUCUCACCUCGUACUUUGUAUUUCCUAGAAAGACGUGCCUAGAAGUACAAAGUCGCACGUACGCAUUAUUAAUAUCUUGAGUAACAGGACAAAGUUGUAUUAUUAUAGUUCAAGUAUUUAAAAUAUAUAUAGAGACAAAUUAUUCAAUUAUGAACUAUUUUCAAUAAAUUAGUAGACGGACAGAUGGGAAAUCUGACAAGUAUGUCGAAUUAUUCAAAUAAGACGAAGUUAGUGGAUCCAUCCAAGAACUGUGUAUUAGUUCGUGGAUAUAAAUAUUAAAUGCGUAAUACAGCUUGAUGCAUUGACAAUUAUAUGAAUCUACUAAUUCUAUUCAAAAAUCAGGUUCUCAACAUUUCCACUCAUUUUAACAAUGGCUUCCAGAUAUCAUGUUUCCGGAAAAAUCUAAGGAGUCCCGUUUUUAAUGUCAUCAUCACCUGGAUAUCACGAGUGAGCUCAUCCCGUAUAUUUGUGGUAGCUUUCUCAGAUACCUUCGUGUAUACUACAUCUACAUGCAUCCCGUCUGUUCUUUGUCGAAUUUACAUGAACCCUUGUUCUCGGGAACUCCAAUACCUGAAUUAAUACAUGUGCAUUCUAUUUAUAAUUCUUCAUGUAAUAUGUAUUCCCUAUUAAAAUAUUUCUAUAAAUAAUAAUAAACUAUUGUUGUCUCACGUAA
This is a messenger RNA of Cephus cinctus (wheat stem sawfly), 7684 nucleotides long. RefSeq names its product GTPase-activating protein and VPS9 domain-containing protein 1 (gene Gapvd1). Gene Ontology annotation, biological process: regulation of GTPase activity; vesicle-mediated transport. Gene Ontology annotation, cellular component: endocytic vesicle; cytosol. Lineage: Eukaryota; Metazoa; Arthropoda; Insecta; Hymenoptera; Cephidae. The record is from RefSeq and is a predicted model, not a curated record. Bases 299 to 4939 code for a protein of 1546 amino acids. The transcript is spliced from 17 exons. Gene Ontology annotation, molecular function: small GTPase binding; guanyl-nucleotide exchange factor activity.